Culex pipiens pallens (northern house mosquito) is the source of this 2202-nucleotide messenger RNA. RefSeq names its product ankyrin-1-like. The coding region runs from base 333 to 1745 and encodes 470 amino acids. Gene Ontology annotation, molecular function: transcription cis-regulatory region binding; protein binding. The transcript has 7 exons. Gene Ontology annotation, cellular component: cytoplasm; nucleus. Gene Ontology annotation, biological process: positive regulation of transcription by RNA polymerase II. The record is from RefSeq and is a predicted model, not a curated record. NCBI's taxonomy places the organism in Eukaryota, Metazoa, Arthropoda, Insecta, Diptera, Culicidae.
AGUUCACGUCGAUCCUCCGAAGAGGAAAGUGAAAACUUGAAAAAGUCCUUAAGAAAAAGCGACAAAAGUCCGGAAAAGUUGUUCAACACUGCUGUCCGGGGAAGUUUUGACCCGCUUGCCAAUCGAGAAGAAAAACUAGUGUGUGCGAUUCUUUGUCUUACACUUGGGAAUAGUUGAAAACAAAAGUGAUCUUGAUUAAAACGCAAUUGAAUUCUGAGUGACGAAAUAAAAGUGAUAACUGCGUGCAAAUAAGUGCAGUGAAACCAAACUUAAGUGAGACUUUUUAUCCAAAGUUUUGUGUUUUUAAGGCAUUUUCGAGUCGCGUCAUCCCGAUGCCGGCCGAGUGCGCGGCCAACCCGCUCCAGCGCUCGCUCGCGGACGCCAUCAUCCGGAUGGUGCCGAUGGACGAGCUGCGCAUCCUGUUGGCGUGCGGGGCCAAGGUCAACGAGCAGGUCACCCAGGGCCUGCGCCCGCUGCACUACGCCGUCUGGCAGAACAACGAGCCGGCGGUGCAGCUGCUGCUGGUGCGGAACGCCGACAUCAACGCGAUCGACGAGGUCGGGUACAGCGCGCUGCACCUGGCCGCGGAGCACGGAUAUAAUGAUUUGGCCAAACAGCUGCUGGACGCGGGCUGCAAGGUUGACUACCGGGAGCCCACGGAUGAUCCGUACCCGCGGACGACGCUGUGCGAUGAACCGCUGCGGCUGGCGUUGAGGAAUCGUCACUACGAGGUCGCUCGAUUGUUGCUGGAACGUGGCGCCGAUCCGAACAAGCGAUACUUCUUUGGAUCGGAAAUCAACCUGGCCACCGACGUGGAGAGUUUGGAGCUGCUGCUAAAGUUUGGUGCCAACACCGAGGCUCGGGACCGAUCCGGAAUUACGCCGUUGAUGCGUGCAGUUCGGACCAAUGGCAGCAUUGACGCGGUUCUUCUGCUGCUUCAGUACGGCGCGGACGUCAACGCAAUGACCGAUGCACGAAACGACUACCGGACGGUUCUCCACUACGCAGUGCUUUCGGGUCUCAAACUUUUCGGUGGUAAUGCCUCGCUCGUAAAUCUGCUCAUCAAACAGGGUGCCCGGGUGGACAUUCCGGCGCCACUGCCCGAACCGGAUCGACCCAGUCCGCUGGAUUUGGCCGUGCUGCGUGGGGAUCCGACGCUGGUGAGGAUCUUGCUGGAGAAUGGAGCGAACGUUAACCGAUGCAGUCCGAUCAUUGGAUCACCGUUGCACGUGGCUUGUGCGGACAAUAUUCCGCACCGGGUGGAGAUUAUGAAGAUGCUCCUGUCGUACGGUGCCGACCCGAACGUGCGCGUCGUGGGCGACGUCGCCACCAACGCCAUCCUGCGACCACCGCUAGCUGAGCUGAUUGCGAGCAACGAGAUCGUUACGCCGGAGGAAUUGCGUCUGCUUAUGAAAUAUGGCGCCAGAGUCAUCCUGAAGACGCAAUUCCGUGACCCGGACGGUCUGCUCAACUGUCUCUCCAGCAUGGACCCGCAGUCGGACUCGUUCCGAAUCGUGCUCGAAGCGGCCGAAGAGUUUGACCCGUGCAUGAUCCGCCGGAAUCAGCAGCUCAACGACGAGCAGCGACAGCUGCUGCUGGACCGUGCCACGACCCCCGUCCCGCUGAAAUCCCGCGUUCGAGCCCACUACCGGCGCCUGUUUGGCCGGCAGCUGCCCGAGUUUGUGCCCAGCCUGUUCAUCCCCCGGGAACUGCAGAGCUAUCUGCUGUACGAGCAUAGCUUCUAAGUAGGAAAACUCGACUGACGAUGACAUCAAGGCUUUAAGGUACAAAUUUGUCUGUAAUUUUUAGAAAACGCAACCCGAUAAGACUUACUCUCAGCUAGAGCUAGAAAGGUGCCCCGUAAAACGUGCACCGAAACGAACAUUUUUGUAAUUCCCUAAUAAGAUUGCAAGAAGAAAGAACGCAACUAAAUGAUAGAUUGUUAGAUUGUAAUUUGUUCCACACUUUUAACAAGAAGAAUCGAAACACUGCCACCACUUUUUCUGGGAUUGCACGCGCAAUCGCACGUGUGUGUGGCUUCAUUGUCCUUUCCUGGCGAAAGAACCGGCAGAGGCCAACCUUGGCCACAAUUUUGUUUUGUGAUAGAAUUGAACAAGCUUUUGAAACGAAUCUUAUGAAACCACUGAUGUAACUUGUAAUACAAUAAUUGUACGUUCAAUAAAUUACUUGGAAUAGUGUCUC